GUUCAAAUCGCUGGUUCUCACAUUGACACGCUGAAAUCUAAAACGGGAAUUAUCAUUAAAAAAACAAUUAGACUUUGAUCAUACACUGUAAAAGCACGGAUAAUGGAAAUGCAAAUGUAUAGGGCACAAAUACAUGGAAUGAAUAAACUACGUGUAUUACUUUUCCACAUUGACGUGCAGUCAUUGUACAUAUUUAAGGAAUGUCAUGUAGGACAUUGAGCAUUACAAUCAACCUAUUAUAGUAAACUAUUUGUUCUAUUGUUACAAUAAAGGAGUUGACGUUAUUGAGAAAAAGGACAAAUGGAAUUGUUAUUUUAAGACUAAUGUAUUAAGACUAAAACUGUGGCCUAUUUCUGCCUAUUGUUGACGUAGGCCUACUUGCAAAUACCUGAAAGAAAGUGAUUUACAAUACCAUAGUUGCACUAAUCAUGCGUAUGAACGUAAAUAUAGUGAUUAGCCUACAUGAAUUCACAAAAGUUACAGUGAAGACUCCUUUACGUUUUGAGUACAUUACCUGCGUAGCCAUCCCUCAUUAGGAUAUUAAUUUGGACAGGAUGAUCUUGUCCAUAUAUUGAUAUGUAAGCUAGACUAAUACCUAGACACGAAUAAAAAAAAAGCAAAGCCGCCCAAGUCAACAAAAGGUGGUGAAGUAUGAAACACAUUUAGGCAUACAUGUUAUGACUAGGUUGGUGUUAACUGUCCACCGUGAUAUUGACAAUAUCAUAUUCCCUUUUAAGCAUUGCCCGAUUUAUCUAAAACUCAAUUGGCACAUAAUUCAUUGAGCUACCACGAGUAGCCUAAUCUUUAAAAGUUGUGUAUGGGUAGCAAUUCCAAGCCAGUAUAUAGGGGUUAAACCAUUGUGGCGUCUAAUGUUUAUUAACAUUACGACUGUCCGUAUGGGGAACAAAGUGAAAAUGACAAUUAAAUACUUGAAUAUUUCUGCUGGGUAGAAAUUGCUCCAAGUGAUGCAUUUACAGCCCUGUUCGUGGAACCUCAUAAAAUCCUAACAGCGUUUUUGAUGCAUGGUGUAAACAACAAACAGCCCCACCGUUUAUUGCAUUUUAUAGUUUGUUAAAACAUUUACAGCCACUUUGUCCAUUACCUCAGGCGUGCUAGUCCUUUUCGACGUCUCUACAUCUUUAUAAAUGUGAUAUUGAUGAAAAUACGAUGAUCAAAAUGCUAAAUAUGACUGGCUCAUUUAUUUUCGACGCCAGACUCUUCUGGAAAUGGGGCCUUUGACAGGUUGGUUUAGAACCGCAAUUAUAUUUAUAUGACUUGUUAAAACUGAUAUGAAUUAAACAGUGUACUUUCACAAUUUACCAGUGUGACCCUGACAUUUUCAAAAAAGGGGACCCCACCUCGUUAGAAUUUAGAAAUUAACGAUUAAAUAUGCAUCUCUCUUGGUUUCCUAUGAGCAGCAUCCUAAAACCAAUCUUUAAAAGGGUGGUCUAGGGUGGAUAAGCUGGUGGUUGGUGGGGGUGGGGGGUCAGUAUUUGAUCCGAUGCAAAGCGGCAGAUUUCUCAUUAACUUCCCUGCUUGAAUAUAUUAAUGCGCAUAUUCUCUCCUCCUCUCUCCCUUGGCCCCCCUUCUCUCGCCUGCUCCCUCGCUCCCUCUCCGUCUCUCUCCCUCUCUCUUUCCUCUCUUUUUCAUUCUCUCACUCGCUCCAUAUCAGAAGCUCGGAGAGCGGUGUCCGUGUAGGGAUGCAAGAAGCCAAUGGGAUGAGGAGCCGAUAAUAGAUGCAAAUUAUCGUGAAAAGACACGGCAAAAUAUGAAACAACUCAUUUGCCGCGGAGUAAAUCACGGAAAACUGUUUGUGAACUGGCACCCCAUACCGGAACUGUGAUGCAGGAACACUUCUGUGGAGGCGCUUUUCAUGGAAUCUGAAUGAAUGUGGCUAUAGCACGGCUAUUUUAAAAGAGUGUACCAAUAAGACAAAAAUCUAUAUUCACCUCUGGGACUCCACGCAUGAUCUGUUUUUCAUCUCAAGGUUCGCCACGGUUUGUUAUUCUCUUGAAUCCACAGCCAGAGUAAUCACCAUUAACAACAACAACAACAACAACAACAACAACAUCAGUAGAGUCUAACAAAAGAUGAGUUCUUAUUUUGUAAAUUCUCUCUUCUCAAAAUAUAAAAGUAGCGACUCUUUACGCCCCAAUUAUUAUGAGUGUGGGUUUGCGCAGGACCUUGGAAGCAGACCCACCGUGGUAUAUGGACCCGGCACCGGAGCAACUUUCCAACAUGCUCCCCAGAUCCAGGAGUUCUACCACCACGGCGCGUCCACGCUGUCUGCAACCCCCUACCAACAGAGUCCUUGCGCCGUCACAUGUCACGGAGAUCCAGGAAACUUCUACAGCUACGAUGCCCUUCAAAGACAGACCCUCUUCGGUGCUCAGGAUGCUGACUUGGUCCAGUAUAGCGAUUGUAAGCUAGCCGCGGGUGGCAUGGGAGAGGAGACCGAGAGCACAGAACAGAGUUCUUCUCCGACGCAGCUGUUCCCUUGGAUGCGACCGCAAGUAGCUGCCGGACGGAGGCGAGGCCGACAGACCUACAGUCGCUACCAGACACUGGAGCUUGAAAAGGAGUUCCUCUUCAACCCGUACCUGACCCGCAAGCGGCGAAUUGAGGUAUCGCAUGCCCUGGGACUGACCGAGAGGCAAGUCAAAAUCUGGUUUCAGAACCGCCGGAUGAAGUGGAAAAAGGAAAACAAUAAGGACAAAUUUCCCAGCAGCAAAUCUGAACAAGAGGCAAUUGAAAAGGAGAAGCGGGAAAAGGAGCUGGGCAUUGGGUCACCGUCUACCGACGAAGAUGGCGACAAGGCUAAACAGAUCUAAAGUGGACAUUGAAAAAGACUCAGAAACAUGGGAGGGUGGGGGGCAACUGUGUGGGGUUGUCUCGGAAACGUGACAGUCUUCUGGUGAUCACUAUCAUGUUUCAAUCGAUAAGAUUGCCUCAGAUGAUGGCUGACAGGACGAUAAACAUUGAAACGAUGUGGUGACCACGGGACUAUGAGCAGAAGGGAUUAAGCAUUUCUACUUUUUACCUGACAUUUGCAAAAUGUUAUAGUGUUUAAGCUAGAUUCCUGACUUUGUGGAACUAUGAUCGUGGAAAAAAGAUUUAUGUUGUUAGAAUAUUGUCAUUAACAAUUAAAUUGGCAGCUGUACAGAUUUAAGUUAAAUGGUGCACUUACGACUGUCCUCACUUAGCCUAUAUGUUAUGAUGAUGACGUAGCAAAUAAUGAAUUCCAACAACAUGAAACUGCCUAUUUAUGCCGUAGAUUUUCCUCUCUUUUACACUUGUCCUCAUUUAGUUCAAUUAAAUUGAUGGUAUUUUGUUGUCUUCCUUUUUCGGGUAAGCAUGCGCACAGUUGAAGAAAAUUAUUAAAAAAUAAAUAAAAAUAAAAAAAUACCCUAAGUGAUGUCAUGUGACCCCUCGUUUAACUGUGAAACAGAAUGUAUACUGUACUUGUGAAUUAGUUUAUGGGGACUUGAUGAUAUGCUUUAUUGUUCCUCAUCACUUUGUUCUAUUGUCUGAAACCUGGAAGGAGCGGAAGAAAGGGGGCACAAUAAAGUUUACAAGCGAGAAUCCAUGA
Molecule: messenger RNA, 3589 nt
Organism: Alosa alosa (allis shad)
Lineage: Eukaryota; Metazoa; Chordata; Actinopteri; Clupeiformes; Clupeidae
Gene: hoxb8a
Product: homeobox B8a
Exons: 2
Coding region: 2091-2831 (246 amino acids)
Biological process (GO): regulation of transcription by RNA polymerase II
Cellular component (GO): nucleus
Molecular function (GO): RNA polymerase II transcription regulatory region sequence-specific DNA binding; DNA-binding transcription factor activity, RNA polymerase II-specific
Source: RefSeq, a predicted model, not a curated record